Molecule: messenger RNA, 4741 nt
Organism: Dermacentor silvarum
Lineage: Eukaryota; Metazoa; Arthropoda; Arachnida; Ixodida; Ixodidae
Product: inositol hexakisphosphate kinase 1
Exons: 8
Coding region: 413-1636 (407 amino acids)
Biological process (GO): inositol phosphate biosynthetic process; phosphatidylinositol phosphate biosynthetic process
Cellular component (GO): cytoplasm; nucleus
Molecular function (GO): inositol hexakisphosphate kinase activity
Source: RefSeq, a predicted model, not a curated record
UUUUAUUACAAGUGAUGACGAAUUGGCAAUGUGCAUAUUUAAAUACAUUUGAUUUUAUUAGCGCAUUUUGAACUUAAUAUUUUGAAACUGUAAGCAUAGUGCAGUCCAAGUUAUUUGAGUGAACGUGAUUCAUUUUUUACGUUCCGCAUGGCAACUGCGGCAGCCGAGCGCCACAGGCUCCGCAAUUGCCUGUAGAGCCCUCUAUCGAAGUAUGAAAACACCAAAAUUUCCUGCGGUAUGUUUUGAGUAGUGCUAAACCAAUUCGUUUCACUUUUAAUUUCCUUUCGUUUUCUUGUAUCCGGCUACGCAAGGACUCCCCGUUUCCUCCGAACUGUUGAACGCCGAGAUGACAGCGGCAGCCCGAAGUAAUCGUCCCGUCACAUUACAGUCCGCAGAAUAAACGCGAUGACCCAUGGCUGCCGAAUCCGGAGGAAAGUGCGAAAAUGUGGUCUUGGAACCUUACAUCCACCAGGUCGGGGGACGGUCAUCCAUGCUGUGUCUUGACGAGUUAACACUCUGCAAGCCACUAAUACUGCAAGAACUUAAAUUUUAUGAAAACCUUCCAGAUGUUCUCAAGCCGUUCACAUCCGAAUACAAAGGUGUUGUUGAAGUAGCGUUGCUGGAGGACCCCGAUGGCUACCUGACGCUGACAGCGCAUCCCUCGUACGACCCCCUUAAGAAUGGCUGUGCUUCUAGUCAUACCAUCAAGGGCACAGAAAGCAUCACGAGCCUCAAGGCCAGAAAGUACAGGAUGCGCUGGCAGAAGGCUGGCAGCGUCGAAAUUGAGCCGGUGCUCACGGAUGGCACGCAGUUGUUUGAGGAGGAUGACGGCAAGGACAGCUUCACCACACACAACCCAUGGAUUGUGCGAUGCCACAACUUGCAGAUUCAACGCUUCCUGUCAUCCUCCGGAAGCCCCAGAGAGUUCUUGCUGCUGGAAAAUUUGACGGCCCGCUACACGUUUCCCUGUAUCCUGGACCUGAAGAUGGGCACUCGGCAGUAUGCAGACGACGCUUCUGAAGAGAAGCGCCGAAGCCUCGACGCCAAGACGGCCGCCACGACUUCGAGCCCUCUCGGGCUCCGGAUUUGCGGCAUGCAGGUGUACCAGCAGAACCUUGGCUAUUACAAGUGCCACAACAAGUAUUUUGGCCGGUCACUUAACGUGGAAGGCUUCCGGCAGACCCUGUACCACUUCCUUCAUGACGGCAUCCGCUUCCGCUUCGACAUCCUGCUGCCCCUCAUUGACCGGCUCCAAAAGCUCACAGAGGCAAUAGAGCAGCUGGAGUCUUUUCGUUUCUACACGAGCUCGCUUUUGAUCCUGUACGAGGGCAAAGGACCCGACGGGAACUCAAACGACUGCAGCGAGGCACCACCACCACCACCCAAAGAGAGCGUCUUUACCAAGAAGCAGCCGCCACCUCCGGUGGACAUCAGGAUGAUCGACUUUGCCCACUCAGUGUACAGCCCAAAGGACAAAGGGCCAGAUGAGGGUUACCUGUUUGGCCUAAGGAACCUCGUGACUCAGCUGCAACUCUUGAAGCAGGACAACCUCAGCGCUGCCACAGAGGCGCUUCAGUUGAAGUGCGACAACGUUUCUGCGAAGAAGAUCGAAGUGGCUGCGAGAGCAACAAACUGAGACGAUCGCACAACCGAGCGUAAUCGGGACGACCAAGCCCCGGGGGGCUGGUUCUGGCGAGAGAUCCCUGGCACUGACGCUGCGCAGUAGUGGCAUGAUGGAAGAAUCGCUGCCGUGUGAAAUUAUGAGUGGCUCAGCCGAGUAGUCAGCUUAAAGCAGUUGGAACAAAGGAAUCGGAAGUUGGACAGCUUGGGUUUCACCAAGAGGUGGUUUGCAUUGGAGUCUGCGUGGCCGGAAAAAAUUGUUGACAAAUGGGCCUGCCAAUGGCUGCCAGCUGUUGAUUUUUUCACAGAUGCAGGAGCUUUUGACUUUCCACAGAUGUGCCCCGAGCACUGAAUCUUUAAAGACAGCUGCUCCCCAGGGUUGAAACGAAAGGUGCAACAAAUGGGGAAGAAUUCAAGAUUCACAAAUUGCACGAACAAUGCCACUUUGGUCACACUCGCACUGACUCAGUCUCAUCUUGCUUGUGCAUCAUUUGCAUGCAGAGACUGUCUGGUAACAUGACUACGGCAUGCCGUUGUAACUGGCUGAAGCACACACCGUUGACUGCAAGACUUGAAGCUUCUGAAGCGAGUUGUGUGAACUUGGUUCUAAGCUUGUGGUGUCCCAACGUGACGCAUCUUCAGUGACGUGUGGAGAAAUCGUAGCAGUAGAGGCAAGGCAUUGGCAUUUCUUCAUCACAUUUAACAGCACACUCGGAGAGGCAGCUGCAGUUCUGUUUAGCCAUGGCAAAGGAAAUGCUGGCACAGAAUCAUUAAGCAUACUGCUGCAGAACUUCGCAGAAGAGCAUUGUAGGCAUCAGAUUGUGCAAAGUAAGACAAUGUUGAAACAGCUAUCACGGCGUGGGCUGUUUGCUUGAGAAUCAUCGAUAUAUGGGGGCCACAUAGUGGUCAUAUUUUUCUUUUUCUGGAGAUGCUAUUCAAGUGUGCAAAACAAGGCCCCGCGACAAGUGGCACACAAUCAUUCUGACCAAGGACUGAGGUCUGGAACGUGGCUGAAGAUGCUAGUGCCGCAGUUUUUUAAGGUGGCUAAUAGACGCUUGUCAGUACAGAUACUUUUAGUCAUUCCACAAAGGCCGCUUUUUUGCUUCCGAGGGCAGUAUUGUAGCGUGCAUGGUACCGCAAGCAUUGGUAGUAAUGAGAGUGACUUUCCCCGGUGGUUUACUGCUAUACAAUGGUUUCAGAGAUGUGCAGCUUUGACAUCAGUACGCAACCCUUUUUUUUUUCUUUUUUUCCAUCCUUCGACAUCUCGCCUCACUAGUUUUGCUUACUACAUUGCACAGUCACACAGGGAGUUCUUAACAGUGUUCUUUGCUCUCGCACAUUGGAGGGCUUUCUUUUUUUUUUUUUCUUUUUUGCAAGCAGUCAGAUGCUGGUACAAGAUUCGUGGCAGCCUUUCGACGUGCUGCUGCCAACACUCAACUGCCCUUGAUCGCCACUAUGGAGGCAAAUGCAUUUCCUAGAGUUGUGUAGGAAAGACGCGUUUGUUGUGCCACGUUACCUCUGCUUGCUUUGAAUGCCGGUUAUUGGCUCUUUUUUUCUUAUCGUUUCACCGCACCUGCAUUGUCAAGGUAUCCAGGACCAUUAUUUCACCUCCACAUUUCUCGUUGCACUAGUGCUCGGAUAUACGAGUACAGCCUUUCACACUCCGAGAAUGUCUGAGCAAAGACCAUUUCCUGUAACCAGUCAUUCAAACUGAUUUCAAUUGUUCAUGUGUGCAAGCAUGAGGCAUCCAUUUCUCACUCAUAACCAACCACAUUACUAAAGGGUACCAGAACAGCAGCUUUGCACUGUACUGUCAGCGAUGAGUUUACGGAUGACUGGUGUCACAAAAAAAAAAAUAAUAAUGCUCGCUGCCUUGGAUUGUAACAUGGAAUGGAUGGUACAUUGGGGCACAGACUUGGUCAAAUUGAGGAGACACUACGCAACUCCAUGAUGUUUUCGUUGAUUGUGAGAAUGUUUCAAUUUUUCUCUACUUCCAAGGCUCCAAAACCUUUGUUUCUGGCUUGGGUGCUGGUGUCGUCUGGGGGCACUUUUCUGUGAUGACAUGUCGUCCGGUUAUCUCUCAUGUGCAAUUUCGCAAAGUUAUAAAACGUUGACCUUAAAAGGACCCAACACUAAGCAUCAUCAGUUUUCUUGAACUUGGAGCAAUAUGUGUGCUUGUCGUGUAAAUGUUGUACCCUUUUUUCUUCCUCAAUGUCACAAGGGAAGCCCGUUGACAGAAAGAAUGGAAAAAAAAAAAAGAAGCAGCAGCUUGCAAUGUUUAUCUUGCACUUGUAACAGGUCUGAACCUUGCGAACGUUUUGAAGAUUUUGUUGAAUGUCACUCUUCUCUUACUGACAGAGCUGCGAACCUGUGUGGCAGCUUUUCUUGCAUAUGCUGUCCUUUUGUCAGUCACAUGCGUUCUUUGCUGCAUCUGAACCUUUGAAGGUUGUGAACCGCAGGCGACUUCCUAGAAUCCCUAGACAUUCUUUCAGAGCUCCCCAGACGCACUUCAUUUGCUCAGCGACUACUAACACAGUUUUUUUUAGCUCACAUAUGCAGUGCCCGGUGAAAUGGAAGUCGGCAGCGCUCAAGCAAAUUCUUGAAGCAUGUGUUGUCAUAUUUUAGUCUUUCAGAGAACGCAUUCUCUCUCUCAUGUGUAUGAAGCACCUCGAAUUUUUUUUUUCCCCUUGUAAGGUUAAUUUGUGACGACAUUUUUUUUUUUGCGUGUGUGUUGUUUGGUUGACGACACAGAUCUUAGCUACAUAGAUAGGCUUGUAUCUUUCUAGUGAUUUGUAUAGACAUCAAUUAAGGAGCGACGCAUACUUUUUUCAGUCAUGUGGCAAGUUGUCUCUGCGCCAUUUUUUUAGGGCACUGUAAUAAGUCGACGUGUCAAUUGUCAAUGACUUGCCAUUGCGCCAAUGUUGGCGGAGGAGAGGUGGUGUGUUGCAUACCAUCCUCUCUUUUUAACCUUUUUUUGGCGACAUCCUAGGAAGUGACGGGUUGAGGUGUAGCAUGUUCUUUAAGGUUGUUGAUACACAAAAUGAAAAGAGAAUAUGUCUGUUGCUUGUUGUAUUUUAAUAUGUACGUCUACUUUGUAAGGAAUAAAAUGUUUAUGCAUGCA